AAAAAUCAAGAAGAAGACCACCGUUACCGGGGUAACGUCAACAUCACUCGAGCUGCUGAAUGUUAGCUUCAGCUAGAAUGGUGUAGCUUUUCUGUUUUCACUUAACGGGUUCUACAUUAUUUUUUGACCACACUACAACAGACGUGGGCCGCAGCAGAUUCAGUAACCAACGAAAAUCGUCAAAGGAAACUAAUUAAAGGCAUCAUGGCGAGCCAGAGACCACCUUCCGGCGUUGCUAGGCCGAUGAGCCGGAGUGGAUCUGCGGUUCCUGGUGCUGGGAGACCCCCGACAGCAGUGCGACCUCCUCCCACCGCUAUACGAGUACCAACCGGGAUGGUUCCAACUACCAGUGGGCACCCAGGUAUGAGAGGGGCCAUCCCCUCUCCUGGAGUUCUGUCAGCAGCCAUUAAAGUGGCUGACAGGCCCGUCACCCAGCAGGGUCUCAGUGGGAUGAAGACGGGAAUGAAAGGGCCUCAGAGACAGAUUCUGGAUAAAUCCUACUACCUGGGUCUCCUCAGGAGUAAAAUCAACGAGCUGACCACAGAGACCAGCAAACUGCACAAAGAGAUAGAGAACUACAACCAGGAGAACUCCGUCUAUGUCUCCUACGAGAAAAGGGCAGAGGGUCUGGCUGCAGAGAUUAAGGACCUGCAGGGCCAGCUUGCUGACUACAACAUGCUGGUGGACAAGCUCAACACCAACACAGAGAUGGAGGAGAUGAUCAAUGACUACAACAUGCUGAAAGCACAGAACGACAUCGAGGCACGAAGCAUCGACAGCAUCUUCACAGAGAGGAGAGAGAGAGAAGAGGUCAUUCGGGCAAUCGAGGAGGAGAUCGGAAGGGAGAGGCAGGUGGCUGAGGAAGUCGUCCAGGCAAUGCCUUCAGCAAAGCGGGACAAAUAUUUCUCCAUGACAACAGCCAAUGAAGAACUGCUGCAGGAGCUUGCAGUCCUGCAGGAAGAAUUGGACGUCCUGGCAACCAGGAAGGAAGACUAUGAAGCAGAACUGUCUCACUCACAGAUAAAACAGGAAAUGGUUCGGCUUCACGAGACGUUGGCAUCGCUGGAGGGGAAGCGCAACGCCAUGGAGGACGAGGACAGGAGCCUGGGCUCCCCCCAGGAGGAGAGGGAGAAGCUGCUGAAGCAGGUGAAGGAGGACAACCAGGAAAUAGCCAGCAUGGAGAGACAGCUUACUGAGAUCAGAGACAGGAAGAGACAAAUUUCAGAGGACAUCCGGAAUCUGGACCAGGACUCGGAGGCAGCUCAGGGCGAGUGCCAACAGAAGUACAAGGAGCUGAAGAGGAAGGAGGAGGAAAUAGACAGGUUCAUGGACUCGUUUGAGGAGUCCAGAGCCGAGGAGCAGGAGAAACUGACCAGGAGCCAGGAGGACAUUGUCUCUCUGCUGGAGCACUGCAGCAGGAACAUGUUGAGGCUGCGCCACGUCGACACGGUGACCGCCAGCGAGCUGAAGAACAUGCAGGAAGUGCUGGUCAGCAAGGAGACAGAGGUGGUCCAAUCAGAGAGCACCGCCAGAGGCCUGACCACAGAGUCCCGCCGGCUGCAGCAGGACCUGGAGAAGGUUCAGCAGCUGGAGGGGAAGAUCGGCGGCGAGCUCAGCACCCUGAAGGAGCAGGUCAGCACCAUGGAAACAGAGCUGCUUACCUACAGAGACCUGGACGCCCUGAGGCGGAGCGCUGACGACAAGAGAAAGAGGCUCCAGGAGGAGCGACUGACCCUGAGUCAGCGCAGAGACUCCUUCCUCCAGCUGCUGGAGGAGAUGAACCAGAAACAUGAAGCCCUCAAGACCAAGCUGCAGGAGAACGAGACGCACGCUCAGCUGACCAACCUGGAGAGGAAAUGGCAGCACUUGGAGCAGAACAACUUUGUGAUGAAAGAGUUCAUCGCUUCAAAGACUCAGGAGAGCGACUACGAGUCGGUUGCUAAGGUGGUCUACCAGCAGGUGGCAGACUACAACAAGAGCCUUAUAGAGGCGCUACAGAACCACAGGAACUGACCUAUCUUCUCAUUAACUUUGCGUUCAGUAUGAGGUUAGCAAUACAGUUAAAGUUAAGGUUAGCUUUCUGGCAGCAUUUAAAUUGUUAAUGUCACUUCUGAUUGGUCAGAUUCUUUUCCCAAAUCAGUAGAAGCUUCACUUGUUCUUUGUCAAUAACAAUGACAGACACGUGACAUGCAUUGGACUGGGAUGAUGUGACGCUUAACAGAAUAUUUUCCAGAAAUUUACAUUCAUAAGUUGAUGAUUUCUGGUGAAUCUUGAAUAGAAAUAUGUUGGUUUACAUCCCAAGAAGCCACUGUUACAACAAUAAAGUCAAAGUAACUCAGAACAACUUCCAUUUUUUUUGCAUUUAUUGCUUAUAAUUAAAGAAAGAAAAAAAAAGAUCAUCGAUUUGCAUAAAAUCCAAAUUCCACUCUAGAAAUAUAUUUUUGACCUUUCCAAAGUACAGUAAACAUAACGGCUGAGGGUGGCAGCAGAGGGACAGUACGGCGUUGCUCAAACGGGCCGUUGGAGAGACGAGUCCUCAGUAUGUACACCGGACUUCCUUCUUGAUCUACACCGGCAGUCUGAGCGCUUCUGAUCUGGAGCUCAACACGACCUUCAGGUGGGAGGAAGGACGUUUGACCUGAACUGCUGGAGACAGAUCAGCAGCAGGUGGGGGACGGGUUUCUGGAUCGGAGAACAAUUUCCACCACUGGAAUCUCCCGGCAGUCACAUUCAGGAAUAACAGGCGUGAAUGCAUAGAUCAGUUGCAGUGACAGUAGGCUGACAAAUACACACACAAAUAAAAAAAUCAAAUAAAAGCAGCAUGUUGACGAAGCCCUGAAAACGAGGUGGUUGUAGGAUUGAACACUUCCUGAGCCCUGACCUGUCCAGGUUUAGAAUCACUACGCCGAACAACGAACACAAGCAGGAAAAGGUUUGAACCGACGCUCAUGAAGACAUUUCUCAGCUCCGUAGCUCUUAGUAGCCACUUAGUUUAAAGUCAAACAUAUGACAAAUAGAGGCUUUUUUUUUUUACAUGGGAAAGCUAAGUUAAUUCUACAGAUGCACCAAUCUACGACAGAUUUCCAGAGCUAGGAAAUAAAAACAGGAGCAGCUCAUUAUAACAAGAAAUAUUCACAUCUUAAAUGAUAUCAGAUGUGAGAAACUCAUCUAAUCGAGAAGUAAAAUUGUAAACAUGAAUUUUUCUCUUUUUAAAAGGAGAUAUGCUUUUUUUAACGAGAUAAAUCCCCACUAUGGGGUGACGCUACGUGCUUCAUGUCAUAAGAUGUUAUAAAAAUGUUGUUUUAAAUUAGGUUUAACCAAAAACAUUUAAACAAAAUCAAACUCGAUUGUAACUCUUGCUUUCAACCACGUCUGCACUGAAGUGAAAUCUCUAUAAGGAGAAAUUCAUUUAAACGACAUUGAACUCCAUUAUUGAGAAAUUUACUAGCUUUUGUAUUUCAAACGGCUACUGUGCAUUUUAUGUAGUUAUAAAAAGUCAUUUUAGAGAGAUAUAAUACUUGAUGUCCAAUUAAGUACUUAAAGUUUUAACAACAAAUGUUCUCUUUGUGAGAAGAGAAAAUCAGUGGGUCUCUUGGUGCAUCUCCAGUAAUCUGCUUCCACACUCCAACACUGGCUAACACCUUUAAAAAAAUACCAAUAAAAACAUUAAAAGAUGCCACUGUUUCAAAUCAAAGAGGGCUUUGAAGAACUUUCAAGUUUAUCAACAAAUAUGUUAUCAAGUGUCAGUUAACAAGACUGGUAUACAUAUGAAAAAUAAUAAUAAUAAUAAAGUACAAGAAGUUAAGAUUAGAUUCCACUCUGGGACUAAAGAGUCUGGUGUUCCCUCUCAGUGUACUAGUUUGAUCAGAAGACUGCGUCCUCCUCUUCAUCUUAAAAGUAUUUAAAAAAAAAAAA
Molecule: messenger RNA, 3915 nt
Organism: Xiphophorus couchianus (Monterrey platyfish)
Lineage: Eukaryota; Metazoa; Chordata; Actinopteri; Cyprinodontiformes; Poeciliidae
Gene: ift74
Product: intraflagellar transport 74
Exons: 20
Coding region: 205-2013 (602 amino acids)
Biological process (GO): cilium assembly; intraciliary transport involved in cilium assembly
Cellular component (GO): cilium; intraciliary transport particle B
Molecular function (GO): beta-tubulin binding
Source: RefSeq, a predicted model, not a curated record